Culex quinquefasciatus (southern house mosquito) is the source of this 504-nucleotide messenger RNA. Its product is annotated as zinc finger protein 497. Lineage: Eukaryota; Metazoa; Arthropoda; Insecta; Diptera; Culicidae. Gene Ontology annotation, molecular function: DNA-binding transcription factor activity, RNA polymerase II-specific; RNA polymerase II transcription regulatory region sequence-specific DNA binding. The coding region runs from base 1 to 504 and encodes 167 amino acids. Gene Ontology annotation, biological process: regulation of transcription by RNA polymerase II. The transcript has 2 exons. The record is from RefSeq and is a predicted model, not a curated record. Gene Ontology annotation, cellular component: nucleus.
AUGGAAGACGAAUACACUAUCCUUGAGGAGAUUCCAGUAACACCGCUCGUUUUCCCCAACAACACGAGUGAUCAGGGAAAACUCCCGUUUGAACUGGACAUUAGCGAAGUCAUUCGCAACAACUUCGUGUUCAAGGUUCACUCCCUGGUUUAUACGUGCAGAACCUGCGACAGAAAGUUCAACAAUACCGGUAACUUCGAAAAGCACCUGCAAAGCCACAAAACCCAAGAAAAGACGCACGUUUGCGAUAUCUGCAACAAAGAGUUCAAAUCGGUCGCCAAGUUAGAGAAACACAAGGAAUCAGAUCAUGUGGUGCCCUGCAAAGACUGCCGGCAAUCAUUCCGGAACGCUGCCCAGCUUGCGAACCACCGGAGAACGAGCCACAAAGAGGAUCGCCCGUUUCAGUGUGAUCAGUGCGGGAAAGCUGCUGCUCAUCGUUGUGAGUUCUGCUCAAAGGCGUACAAGAGGAAAGACGAUCUUCUCAAGCACUAUGAAACGCAUUGA